UUUGAAGCAACACAUUAAUACAUGGUUGAUGAGAAUGAAAUGAGAUCCUUAAACAACAGUAGCUAGGAGCAGUAGUAAUCUUCGCCCGCCAUUACUGUACUCUCUCACUCGCUCUCUUUAGGUCGUCCCUCCAUUACCAAUUCCACACACUCUCUCUCUCUCUUCUGGCGACUUUACUUCCCCAUUUCUCUCACAGAUUCUCAAUGGCUGCCACUAUUGCCUUCAACGCCGUCGGAGCUCCGGCUAAACUUUCCGGCCAAUUCCGCCGGUCUUCUCCUCUCCUCGGCGGCCUUCGAUCGACUCAGCUUCGUCCUGGUCUGUCUUUUCAACGCACACCUUCAUCCUCAUUUUCAUCCUCUGGUAUCAGGGCUCAGGUUGCAGCCGUUGAACAAUCUAAUGCUGCUACUGUGGCUAAGAAUUUGGAGGGCCCUGUGGUUGUGGUCACUGGGGCUUCGAGAGGGAUUGGUAGGGCAAUUGCUCUGGCCUUGGGGAAAUCUGGUUGUAAGGUACUUGUAAAUUAUGCGAGAUCUUCAAAGGAGGCUGAAGAAGUUUCCAAGGAGAUUGAGGCACAUGGUGGUCAAGCUCUUACUUUUGGUGGUGACGUCUCAAAAGAAGAAGAUGUAGAGUUAAUGAUCAAAACUGCAGUUGAUGCAUGGGGAACAGUUGAUGUCUUGAUCAAUAAUGCAGGAAUAACGAGGGAUGGAUUAUUGAUGAGAAUGAAGAAACCCCAAUGGCAAGAUGUUAUUGAUUUAAAUCUUACUGGUGUCUUUCUUUGCACUCAGGCUGCGGCUAAAAUAAUGAUGAAAAAGAGAAAGGGGAGAAUAGUGAAUAUAGCAUCUGUUGUUGGUCUGGUAGGAAAUGCCGGCCAGGCGAACUACAGUGCUGCAAAAGCUGGUGUAAUUGGUUUUACAAAGUCUGUUGCAAAAGAAUAUGCAAGCAGGAACAUUAAUGUCAAUGCUGUGGCUCCUGGUUUCAUUGCAUCCGAUAUGACUGCAAAACUUGGAGAAGACAUAGAAAAGAAGAUCUUGGACACCAUCCCCUUAGGGCGAUAUGGUCAACCCGAGGAAGUAGCUGGACUGGUAGAAUUCUUGGCACUUAAUUCGGCGGCUAGUUAUAUUACUGGACAGGUCUUUACAAUUGACGGCGGAAUGGUGAUGUAAAGCCCGAGACCAGCACUCUUGCCUGCUUCAACUUUAGAACAAGUCUCCCACAUAAUAGGUUUUUCGUGUAGUUUCAUUUUUUGUCCCACAUAAUAGGUUGUUUCUGGCGGAAAUUACAUAAGAAUAAUUGUUCUUAUUUGAGGUGAUUUUUGUAUGCUUUAUUUUGCAGUUUCAAGUAAUCUAAUGUGAUUGAACUGA
Messenger RNA from Humulus lupulus (European hop), 1358 nucleotides. RefSeq names its product 3-oxoacyl-[acyl-carrier-protein] reductase 4-like. The coding region runs from base 204 to 1160 and encodes 318 amino acids. NCBI's taxonomy places the organism in Eukaryota, Viridiplantae, Streptophyta, Magnoliopsida, Rosales, Cannabaceae. The transcript has 11 exons. Gene Ontology annotation, molecular function: 3-oxoacyl-[acyl-carrier-protein] reductase (NADPH) activity; NAD binding. Gene Ontology annotation, biological process: fatty acid biosynthetic process. The record is from RefSeq and is a predicted model, not a curated record.